Molecule: messenger RNA, 9044 nt
Organism: Dicentrarchus labrax (European seabass)
Lineage: Eukaryota; Metazoa; Chordata; Actinopteri; Moronidae
Exons: 3
Coding region: 367-8511 (2714 amino acids)
Source: RefSeq, a predicted model, not a curated record
AAGCUCCUCGAUAAUUUCGCUUGUGCAGCUUCUGAAAACAAACUGGACUAUUAGCUCUUAUAAGUUAAAGUCUUGAUUCAUUUAAUACAUUGCAAGUAAGAAGAACAAUACAGUGUUUGUUCAGCCCACAUUAGGUUUGCACUGUACCAACACCAUCCCAUCGCUGAUUAAAGGAUGCAGACAUACAGUGUGGGCCAGCCAUGUUGGAAGAACUAUUACAUAAGCUGAAUCAUGUUCGAUGAGUACAGAAAAGGAAGACAUAGAAGACCAAGAAGAAGAUAACUGAAGAUGGACAACAGGGACACCUGCAGAAGACAGUCUGAUUAAAAAAAUUAACUGGAAAAGAGAAGGGAAGAUAGCUCAACAAUGGAACAGCUGGAUUGCCAGAACAACCCAAAUGUUGAUGCAUGCCCUGCUGGUCCUUCCCAGGCAGCAAUCAUAGACCAAAAGGUGGGGAGUUCUGCUGACAUUGAACUCCAGAAUGAGCAACAUUUGCAGCUAUGGAAUUUGCGGGCCAAUAAUAUUCAGCGAAUCCUGUCAAUACCUCAUAAAGAACAUUGCCCUCUUUAUCCUUAUUCCAGAUGCAAGAAACUAGGUAUUGAUUUCAAUGUAGGAUCCGGAGUAAAGCAAAAUCUUGAUCCCAAAUUACUGACCAAUGGCAUCAUGGCUGAAUUGAACACUUUUGCCACGGCAAUGUUAUCAGCCAGAAAGCAUUUCAUUACAGAGAUACUGGAGUAUAAUUUUGAUCUUAAUUUGACAAAUGAGCUGCUUCGCAGUGCCUUUGCACAGAGAACUAUGUCAAAAAUGAAAACAAUGAAUCACCAUAAAAAAUACAGUGUUCAUCGUUUAAAAAUGUUUUUUGAACUCCCUGACACAAAAUGCAUUCAAGAAUCUAUGGAAGCGACAACUACAUAUUGCCCCAAAUGCCAUCAAGACCAAAAGCUUCGUCAGGAUCAGUCUGACCCUGGUCACUUGAAUCAUCCUCAUCCACAUACCAUGACUGACACAGUCUCUGCUGAUGCAAACAGCACAUCUCCGAAGCCUGCAAAGCGUCCGUUGUCUACCUUCUUAACAACAGAGGAGACAGCAAUGAAUUACCCUCGCUGCAAGAAAAUAGGGUUAAACUUAUGUGUGGACAAAGACCAACCAAAGGAUAAACUUGACAGACGUGUAUUGACGCUCGGGAUUGUGAAUGAAGUGAACAGUUUUGCCUCAAAAUUGUCUGGAACAAAAGGUACAGUCAUUGUUGAUGUCCUUAAACACAACUUCAACAUUGGCCAAGAGCUACAUCCUGUACAGGUCAUGUACUCAUACAGUGCACUGAAUGUCAGCAAGUCUGCCUGGCUCAAUGAAGUUUUUGUUAUUCAGUCACAUCCCAGACAAUCUGGAAAACAGAAACGGGCAUCUGUAACGCAGAGAAGUGACUUGCAGGAAACUAUCAAGAAAAGAAGGAUGUCUCUGCUAACAAAUGAGAAAAGAGAUACACUGCCAAGUCAUAAUACAAGUGCCAUCAUAUUGACGACAAAACGUCAGAGAAGAGGACAACUUUAUCCCUUUUGCAAAGAGAUAGGUUUGGAUCUAGACGUGACAUCAGGAUCAACAAAGAAAGAAAAACUGGACUUGAAGCUAUUGACCACAGCAGUAGUUUGUGAGAUACAUAAAUUUGCAUCUGAGGAAGCAGGAAACUAUUACCCACGCACUGUGUUUUAUAUCCUUGAUGCUAACUUUGAUCUUAGCUCACAAUAUUACAGGCGCUGGGAGUUCUCCGUAGAUACUGCAGCCAAAGUCCAAAACACAGUCAAGCAAUAUUGUGAAAAAGGAGACGGAGCUGACGAGGUCUUCAAAUUGCCAUUUGUUUUUGCUCCCAAAUCUUCACAAAAGAUUGCAGAGAGGAGACAAAAUGGCAAUGAUAAAAAGUAUUCUCAGAAAGAAGCAGACAAGGAAACCAAUAAGGGUAGUUGUGAGAACCAAGUGAGAUGCCAUUCAGAUGUAACUAACAAGGAACCUUGGUCCCAUAAUGAUGAAAUAAAUAUCCUAACAGAUCCAUGUACGAUGAAUGUGCAGAUGAAUGGGAACCUAGUGAGUGUAGCCUGUGGUAGUCCUCUCCAGGGAAACAUACAGAUUAAAGAGGAGGAGGAGGAGGAGUACAAUUCACAUUAUGGCGAUAAAAAAACAGAACUGGACGCUGAGGAAGAAUAUCAUUCACAUAAUGAUGAUGUCAAAGCAGAGUCAAACACUGGAGAUGUCAAGCAUUUAGUUCCAGGUGAACCUGCAGGAUCCCUUGGAGCCGAUGGCAGUCAGGAUUUCUUGGAAAAUCCAACAAGCUCUGACAUCCCUAAAGAGUCAGAAUCAAGUAUUACUACUGACGUCUCAUUCACGUUACCAACUGUAAACUCAAAAGUGAACCCACCAUUUGCAAGUCAACCUGAUGAAAAGGGGCUUUGUGGAAGGGAAGAGCAAACACAGACUCUAAGAAAUGCACCAAAUGAAUGUGACAUGGAACAAGAGGAAAUAGGAACAGAGCACAACAUGUGGAAGUUGCGUGCAAACCGUGUAAAACAAAUCCUCUCUGCACUAAACAAUGAGUUUAAUGCAUUCUUCAAGACCAGGAAAUUCAGUCUUGAAUUCAAUGUUGGAUUUGGCCCUAAGCAAAACCUCAGUGUUGACUCUUUGACUAAUGCUGUUCUGCUUAAAAUUGAAAAAUUUGCCUUAGCAAUUAAUUCAUCCCAGCAGAAUUUCAUCAUGGAGAUUCUUGAGUACAACUUUGAUCUUGGCCUACAGAGUCAACAUCAUAGGGAUGUCUUUGCAUGUGAAAUAAUGAAAAGAGUAAGACAGCUCGGAAGUUGUGAAGAUGCAGUCAGAUUUUCAAAUGAGGUUUUUGAACUUCCUGGUCCCAUCCCAUCAAUAGAUAUGACAAAUCAGAGUGUGGGCAGUGUCAUUCCUGAACUCGACAGCAUUUCAAGAAUGGAGAAGUGUGAUGUUGCUCCCAUGUGCCAACUUAAUUCACAUGCCAAAACUAAAGAAUGUAUUUCACUCAAGAAUGAGGAUCUUUAUCACUUGUGCAAGGGAAUGGGUCUGAAGCUACAUGUAAACAAUAGUCAACCAAACAAAAAACUGGAAAUCAACAAAUUGACCAAUGGAGCAAUGACUGCAGUGACAACCUUUGCAGAGAAGUUGUGUGGAACAUUUGAGCAGAUUUGUCUUGACAUCCUCAGACACAACUUUGAUUUGAAUUCGCAAAGUGGAGAUUCUGACCUUGCCAAGAAUAUUCUUGCACGAAUUCCUGUGGUAAUAGAGCAAAAGAAUCUAUCAACCUGCACAAAAUCUUGCAAGAAAUUAAAGCGCACAAGAAAAGAUAGCUCAACAAUGGCGAAACAAGAUUUGCAGAACAACCCAGAUUUAGAUGCAUGUAGUGCUGGUUCUUCCCAGGCCGCAGUCACAGACCAAAAUGUUGCCAGUUCUGCUGACACUGAACACAAAAAUGAGUACAAUUUAUUGCUGUGGAAAUUACGGGCCAAUCAUAUUCAGCAAAUCCUUUCAGUACCUCAUGAAGAACAUUGCCCACUUUAUUCUUACUCCAGAUGCAAGAAAUUGGGAAUUGAUUUCAACGUAGGAUCUGGAGCAAAACAAAAUCUUGAUCCCAAAUUACUGACCAAUGGCAUCAUGGUUGAAUUGAACACUUUUGCCACAGCACUGCUAUCAGCCAGAAUGCAUUUCAUCAUAGAGAUUUUGGAGCAUAAUUUUGAUCUUAAAUUUAAAAAUGAGCAGUGCCGCAAUGCCUUCGCAGAGCAAACUAUGGAAAAAAUUAGAGUAAGGAAUCCACAUAGAAGAUCCACCCGCAAGGGGUCUCUAAGGAAAAAGCCUUUUGAACUCCCUGACAUGAGCUGCAUACAAGAACCUACUUGUGAGAAAACUAAUCAUUGCCCCAAAUGCCCUAGAGACCGAAAUCAUAAGCUUCAUCAGGAUGAAUUUGACGCUGGUCACAUGCAUCAUUCCCGUCCACAUGCCGUGACGGACACAGUCUCUGCUAAUGUAAACUGCACACCACAAAAGCCUACAAAGGAUCCAUCCUCUAGCUUCUCAACAACAGAGAACACAAUUAUGGACGGUUACCCUUACUGCAAGAAAGUCGGUUUUAACUUGUGUGUGGACAAAGACCAACUAAAAGAUAAGCUUGAGACGCAUGUCUUGACACGCGGGAUUAUGAUGGAAGUGGCUGGUUUUGCCAAGAAAUUGUGUGGAACAAAUAAUAAAGUAGUUAAUGAUGUCAUUGAACACAACUUCAACAUUGGCAUGGACAGUCGAAACCUAAACCCUGCAACACUAUUCCGCAGAGAGAUUAAACAAAAUGAUGGAGGGCUUGACUGGUUCAAUAAAGUUUUUGGUUUUCAGUCAUAUUCGCACCGACCACCUGGAUAUGUGGGUAAAGUGAAACGGGAAUCUGCCAUGCAUAGGAGUGAAAGGAAGGAAACCAUCAAAAAAAGAAAGUUGGCACUGCAAACAAAAGAGGAAAGAGCCACACUGCCAACUCAUAAUGCAAGUGUUGUAAAAUCAAAGAAAAAUCAUUGGAGUAAAGGAGACCUUUAUCCCAUUUGCAUGGAGAUAGGUUUGGAUCUAGACGUGACAUCAAAAUCAAAAGAGAAAGAAAAACUGGACUUGAAGCUAUUGACCAGAGCUGUAGUGUUGGAGAUGCAUAUAUUUGCAACUCAGGAAGUUGGACACUAUUACCCACGUGCUGUGUUUGACAUCCUUGACUAUAACUUUGAUGUUAGCUCACAAUAUUACAGGCGCUUGGAAUUUUCCAUAGAUACUGCAACCGAAAUCCAAACGAUGGUCAAGCAGUUUUGUGAAAAAGGAGACGGAGCUGACAAGGUCUUCAAAUUACCAUUUGUUUUUGAUCCCAAGGCAUGUGCAAACUCUUCCCUACACACUGCUAACAAAUCGGAAUCAAGUUGUCUGGGCAAUCGUGCACCUUUCAUCACCUCAAGUGACGUCUUAUCCAGUUCACCAUCUGAAAAUUCAAAUAUGAACUCUCCAUUUGGAAGUCAACCUGAUACAAGAGGGCUUUGUGGAGGUGUAGAGCAAACACAGAUUCCAGGAAAUGUGUCAACUGAAGGUGACAUGGAACACAAAGAAAUAAGAACAGAGAUCGACUACACUUGCCCUUUAGGAGAGUCUGAUUUAGACUCAGAUGAAGUCACAGAUGCAGGAAGCACUGGUAACCAAGGUCACUUAGAAAACUCAGAUAUUGCUAGUGGAUCAGAAUCAAGUUGCCUGGAUAUUCAUCCUCCUUUCUUCAACUCCACUGAUGUCUCAUCCACUUUACCAACUGUGAACCCACCAUUUGCAAGUCAACUUGAUGAAAAAAGGCUUUGUGGAGGUGAAGAGCAAACACAAACUCCAAUAAAUGUCCCAAAUGAAUGUGACAUGGAACAAGAGGAAACAGAGACCAACAUGUGGAAGUUGCGUUCCAACCGAGUAGAACAAAUCCUCUCUCCAUUAAGCAAAGAGUUUGGUCCAUUCUACAGGUGCAAGAAAAUCUGCCUUGAAUUCAAUGUUGGAUUUGGUCCAAAGCAAAACAUCAGUGUUGACUGUUUCAGCAAUGCUGUUCUGCUUGAACUUAUUAAUUUUGCCAUGGCAAUUAAUUCAUCCCAGAAGAAUUUCAUCAUGGAGAUUCUCGAGUCCAACUUCAACCUCGGCUUGCAGAGUCAGCACCAUAGGAAUAUUUUUGCAUGUGAAAUUAUGAAGAGGGUAAGACAGCUGAGAAGUUGUGAAGAUGCAGUCAAAUUCUCAAAUGAGGUUUUUGAACUUCCUCUACCCAUGCCAUCAAUUAAAAUGACAAAGAAGAGUGGGGGCAGUGUCAUUCCUGAACAAAUGGAGAAGUGUGACGUUGCUCCUGUGUGUCCUCCUGAUUCACAUGAGACUAAAAAACUUACUUCACACAAGAAUGAGGAUCUUUAUCCCGCGUGUAAGGAAAUAGGUCUGAAGCUACAUGUAAAAAAUCGGCAACUGAACAAAAAACUGGACUUCAACAAAUUGACCAAUGGAGCAAUGACUGAAGUGACAAACUUUGCAGACAAGUUGUGUGGAACAUUUGAGCAGAUUUGCGUCGACAUCCUCAGACACAACUUGGAUUGUGAUUUGAAAAGUGGAGAUUCUGACCUUGCCGAGAAUCUUCUUGCACAAAUUCCUGCUGUAAUGGCGAAAAGAAAUCUAUCUACCUGUGUUAAAGCCUUCAAGAAAUUAAAGGCCACAAGAAAAGAUAUCUCAACAGUGGAAAAACUGGAUUGCCAGAACAACACAAAUUCAGAUGCAUACAGUCCUGGUUCUUCCCAGGCAGAAAUCAAAGAUCAAAAUGCAGAGAGUUCCGCUGACACUGAACACCAGAAUGCACUCAAUAUCGAGCUGUGGAAAUUGCGGGCCAAUAAUAUUCGGCGAAUCCUCUCAAUACCUCAUGAAGAACAUUGCCAACUUUAUUCUUACUCCAGAUGCAAGAAAUUGGGAAUUGAUUUCAAUGUAGGAUCUGGAGUAAAGCAAAAUCUUGAUCCCAAAUUACUGACCAAUGGCAUCAUGGUUGAAUUUAACACUUUUGCUACAGCACUUCUAUCAGGCACAAAGGAAUUUGUCACAGAGAUACUGGAGUAUAAUUUUGAUCUUAAUUUUAAAAAUGAUCUGUAUCGCAGUGCUUUUGCACAGCUAAUUAUGACUCAAAUGAGGUCACGCAAAAAAAAAAAGACACCUUUUGAACUCCCUGACAUGAGCUGCAUACAAGAACCUACUUAUGAGAAAACAGAGUAUUGCCCCAAAUGCUCUGAAGACCGAAAUCAUAAGCUUCAACAGGAUGAAUUUGACGUUGGUCACAUGCAUCAUCCUCGUCCAAAUGCCAUAACGGACACACACUCUUUUGAUGUAAACACCACAGAACACAAGCCUACAAAGGAUCCGUCCUCUACCUUCUCAACUACAGAGCAGACACUAAUGGACAGUUACCCUCACUGCAAGAAAAUAGGUUUGAAGCUGUGUGUGGACAAAGACCGACCAAAAGAUAAACUUGACACACAUGUCUUGACUCGCAGGGUUGUCACUGAAGUGGAACAUUUUGCCAAAAAAUUGUGUGGAACAAAAAGUAAGAUCAUUUAUGCACUCCUUGAACACAACUUCAACAUCGGCAUGCAGGACCGAGACGUAGAUCUUGUGCAGAUGUUCCGCAGAGAGACGGCACUAAAAGAUCUCGGGAUUGACUGGUUCAGUGAAGUUUUUGUUUUUCGGCCAGUAUUUCACAGGCAGCCUGGAUAUGUAGGUAAAAUGACACGGGAAUGUGCUGUACAGAGAAGUGAAUGGCAGGAAACUAUCCAAAAAAGAAAGCUGGCACUGCAAACAAAGGAGAAAAGAGAGAGAGAGACACCAAGUCAAAAUACAAGUGUCGUAAAAUCAAAGAAACUUCGGACUAAAGUAAACCCUUAUCCCAUUUGCACAGAGAUAGGUUUGGAUCUAGACUUGACGUCAAAAUCAGAAGGCAAAGAAAGACUGGACUUUGAGCUAUUGACCACAGCUGUAGUUGCGGAGAUACAUAAAUUCAUAACUUCAAUGGGAGGACAGUAUUUCCCAGGUACUCUGUUUGACAUCCUUGACUAUAACUUUGAUCUUAGCUCACAAUAUUACAGGCGCUUGGAAUUUUCCAUAACUACUGCCUCCAAAGUCCAAGCCUUAGUCAAGCGAUAUCGUAAAAAACGAGACAAAGCAGAUGUGGUCUUCAGAUUGCCGUUUGUGUUUCCUCCCAGGAAUUUACAAAGUUCUUGCGAGAACAGACAGCAAAAUAAAUGUACAAAUGAUUCCCAGGAAAAGCCAGACAAGAAAAAGAAUGCAGGUAGUUGCGUGCGCCAAGUGAAAUACCAUUCAGAUGUCAGUCGCAUCAAUUUUCUCAGUGGCGUCAAAACUAACGAGGACCUUUGGUCCCUUGAUGACCCAAAGUCCCCAACUGGUCAUUUGCCAAGGAAUGUGCGGAUGAAUGAGAGUCUAGCGGGUGUAGGUUGUGGUCGUCCUCUACAGGGAGGCUAUAUGAAACCAGAACCGGACACUGAGGAAAAAUAUCAUCCACAUUAUGAUGUAAAAACAGAGUCAAACACUUUAGCUCAACCUGCAGCACCCCUUGGAUAUACAAUGAUGACUCUGUGUCCAAUCUCUGGAAGCAUAAAAACCGAAUCAGAAAAUCAGACUGUCCAGUAUUACAUCCUAGCUCAACCACAAGUCUCUGAAGGACACGCUAUGCUAGCUGUAUGUCCAAACAUUACGAGUAACAUAAGAACCGAAUUGGACACUGCAGGUGGGAAGUAUUCAGCUCCAAGUGAAGCACCAGCAUCCCCAGAAUACUCCAUGGUAACCAUAGGUGAGGUCAGUGACGGUACAUUGAUCAAAGAAGAGCCUGCUGACUCAUUCCAUUAUGGAGUUGUGUCAUACCCCGAAAGUGAAGUGGGCAUCAAACAGGAAUGGGAUCCUAAAUGUGCUGAAUAAUCGCUGGCAGAGACAGGGGUGUUUUACACUAAACAGAUGCUAUUAUCUUUGCUAUGAAAACUUGGUUUGUGUUGGGGAAGAAUGUAGUUAAUGACUUCUUUUAAUGCUGCAAGAAAAUAUCCUGUGAAACGCUCAUUGUUAAACUCUUAAGGAAUGGAGCUUUGUACUUCAAGCCCUAAAAGAUGGCCGGGUAUGACUAAAAUGUUUGAAUGCAAAGGGCUUUCUUUUUUUUUUCUUUUCUUUUUUUUUUUUUGUCAGCUUUUGUUGAAAUUUGUAAGAAUUUGAGAAUUGUUUUGACACUGAACCAGACUUUGUUGAUGGACGUUUUAGUCUUUUAAAGUGCUUGUUCUCUCUUGUGUUCUGUUAACUUCAAUAAUAACUUGACUUCAGUAAUAGUUUUUCUUUGUUUUAUUUUUCAAGAGGAAAAAAUGCUUACUUACAAUGUAAAUAAGAAGAUUUUGUAUAUUACGAAAACAUUUAAAAAGCUGUAGAUAGAUGGAGAUGAGUGUGUGUUAUAUAAACAUUUAAAAGCA